GUGUGUGUGUGAGAGAGAGUUUGGGGUGUAUUCACUGCGCAGGCAAAAUUCGAGUCUGCCACCCCCUCGUAGGUGCACAGAGGAGCCUGGGCCAGAGAAGGCAGUCUGUGCUGCUCGAGGUAACAGCUGCAGCAGUGCACUGUGCGAGGGCCCCUGCCCUCUGUGACGAUUCAGCAUGGGGAAGGAGAAGAUCCACAUCAAUAUCGUAGUCAUCGGCCAUGUGGACUCAGGCAAGUCCACCACCACUGGCCACCUCAUCUACAAGUGCGGAGGCAUCGACAAGCGGACCAUUGAGAAAUUUGAGAAGGAGGCAGCUGAGAUGGGAAAGGGAUCCUUCAAGUAUGCUUGGGUCCUGGACAAACUGAAGGCCGAGAGGGAGAGGGGCAUCACCAUUGAUAUCUCGCUCUGGAAGUUUGAGACCAACAAAUACUACAUCACCAUCAUCGAUGCCCCUGGACACAGGGAUUUCAUCAAGAAUAUGAUCACUGGAACCUCACAGGCUGACUGUGCAGUGCUGAUCGUGGCAGCUGGGGUGGGCGAGUUUGAGGCGGGUAUCUCCAAGAACGGCCAGACCCGCGAACACGCCCUGCUGGCCUACACGCUGGGCGUCAAGCAGCUGAUCGUGGCGGUCAACAAGAUGGACUCCACCGAGCCGCCCUACAGCGAGAAGCGCUACGAGGAGAUCGUCAAAGAGGUCAGCGCCUACAUCAAGAAGAUCGGCUACAGCCCCGCCGGAGUGCCCUUUGUGCCCAUCUCUGGUUGGCAUGGGGACAACAUGCUGGAACCUUCCUCCAAUAUGCCCUGGUUCAAAGGCUGGAAGCUGGACCGAAAGGAGCACCAUGCGAGUGGGGUGACCCUACUGGAGGCUCUGGACACCAUCAUGCCCCCGUCUCGCCCCACUGACAAACCCCUGCGUCUGCCCCUGCAGGACGUCUAUAAGAUAGGGGGUAUUGGCACUGUGCCGGUGGGCCGAGUGGAGACUGGAGUCCUGAAGCCAGGCAUGGUGGUGACCUUUGCCCCGGUGAACAUCACCACUGAGGUCAAGUCUGUGGAGAUGCACCACGAGACUCUGAGUGAAGCGCUGCCCGGCGAUAAUGUGGGCUUCAACGUGAAGAACGUGUCCGUGAAGGAUAUUCGCCGUGGCAACGUCUGUGGGGACAGCAAGGUUGACCCCCCUCAGGAAGCCUCAGGCUUCAUUGCCCAGGUCAUCAUCCUGAACCACCCUGGCCAGAUCAGUGCUGGCUACUCUCCGGUCAUCGACUGCCACACAGCUCACAUCGCGUGCAAGUUUGCCGAGCUUAGGGAGAAGAUCGACCGGCGCUCAGGCAAGAAGCUGGAGGACAACCCCAAGACCCUCAAGUCCGGGGAUGCCGCCAUCGUGGAGAUGCUACCUGGCAAGCCCAUGUGUGUGGAAAGCUUCUCCCAGUACCCUCCUCUGGGGCGCUUCGCUGUCAGAGACAUGCGUCAGACUGUUGCAGUGGGCGUCAUCAAAAGUGUGGAGAAGAAGGUUGGUGGCUCGGGCCGGGUGACCAAGUCUGCCCAGAAAGCUCAGAAGGUCACCAAAUGAGCACCUGGAACGAGCGCACCACCAAGGCAAACGCCAACCAAGACAACAAGCAGACGUGCCACCAUGCUAACCAUUAGCCUAGCCACAGUCCCUCUACUUCUGCCUUCCGAUCACCCUCUCUACUGGGUGUGUCCCAAAUCCCUCCCCCCUCUUCUGCUUAUGUGCUUGCAGCACCUGGAUGGGUGGAUGGGUCUUAACCAGACAGAGAGCAAUGAGCAUGCCCAAUAUUUUAUCUGAGCUGUCUGCGAGUGUCUGUCGUUUAACUGGCCCUGCCACUCUGCUUUUGC
Alosa alosa (allis shad) is the source of this 1854-nucleotide messenger RNA. It is a transcript of the gene eef1a2, whose product is annotated as eukaryotic translation elongation factor 1 alpha 2. Gene Ontology annotation, biological process: translation; translational elongation. The transcript is spliced from 8 exons. The coding region runs from base 176 to 1567 and encodes 463 amino acids. Gene Ontology annotation, molecular function: translation elongation factor activity; GTP binding; GTPase activity. NCBI's taxonomy places the organism in Eukaryota, Metazoa, Chordata, Actinopteri, Clupeiformes, Clupeidae. The record is from RefSeq and is a predicted model, not a curated record.